Messenger RNA from Phytophthora infestans T30-4, 315 nucleotides. RefSeq lists its product as uncharacterized. The record is from RefSeq and is a predicted model, not a curated record. Gene Ontology annotation, molecular function: protein binding; histone methyltransferase activity. The coding region runs from base 1 to 315 and encodes 104 amino acids. The transcript has a single exon. Gene Ontology annotation, biological process: chromatin remodeling. NCBI's taxonomy places the organism in Eukaryota, Oomycota, Peronosporomycetes, Peronosporales, Peronosporaceae.
AUGCUUUCCCAGGACGAGGCGGAGCGCCGCGGUCUGUUUUACGACAAGAUGGAGAUGAGCUACUUGUUUGAUUUGAACGAAGAUGCGGUGUUGGACGCGCUUCGCAGCGGCAACAAGAGCAAGUUCAUUAACCACCAGAGUGAGUCGCCCAACUGCACGGCAAAGGUGAUGAGUGUUUGUGGUGUGCACCACAUCACAAUCUGGGCUCUGCGUGACAUUGGUGUUGGCGAGGAGCUGGUUUUCGACUACGGCUACAAGCGAAGUGUCGGUCCAGAUUGUAGUCAUCGUCGGGCGGCAUCGAAGGAUUCCAGCUAA